AUGUUCCAACAAACCGACACUGCCAUUGGUAGCAGCACUCCUGUUGCCUGCGGAUCUUCACCUAUGAUCCCCUCUAAAGACAAGCAUUACUCAUCCGAGACAGCAACAGAUGAUUCCUUGUUGCACCUUCUCUCUGUGCCCUUGAUAGUAGUUGAUCCUGAUCGUGUUGUCUCGUCCUCCGCCACGUCGCAAACGGCACAAGCGCCACCGCCAUUUUCCAAUUGGGACGAUGUCGUCGACCUCUUUUACUACACCAACAACACGAUCCCAGAGAUCUCUGUUUCAAGUUCCAAUGAUUCAAUCAUCGAGGCAUCGUCAUCACACGUAGUAGGACCAUCAGAACAGGAGCUCCUCCUUCAUGUUGAUUUCGAGCCAACACCCAUCCACCCAAGACUGACAAACGUGCACAAUAGUACAAAAUCCACCCUCCCCUUUCCACCACUGAAUGGCGUGGCUACGCCUCUAUUUGACUUUCUUGCACUUGACCGCCGAUUCAUUGCACAAGAACUCAAUGAAGCCGGCGGCGUUUCCCCCAACGUACCCGAUCAAGUCAUCUCUCGACAAGUUUUCAUUGGCUCCAAGCGCUCCUUAUUGACCCCAACCGAGGAAUUACUACCCAUUACCAUACGUCCGGCCAAGCGGUCACGCAUUCGUCAGGUAUCCAACAACGACACCAAUGAUGAUGAGACAGCAAGAAGGGUCCCUCACUUUCGAAAUCAUCAAGAAAAGCAAUGGAAAGACCUCUUUGACCAGCUCUUGGAGUUCAAAAAGGAGAAGGGACACUGCCUCGUUCCCCAUACCUUUGACGAAAACCCACCGCUCGCACGAUGGGUCAAGCGCCAACGAUACCAGUACAAGUUGAAGCAAGAGAAGAUGGUUUCCACACUCACAGACGAUCGAAUUUCCCAGUUGGAAAGCGUCGGCUUUGUGUGGGAUUCUCACGCCGUGGCGUGGGAGGAGCAUCGGCUGGAUCUGGUGCAAUUCAAAGCCGCUUUUGGUCAUUGCAAUGUUCCUUCUGCUUACGAGAAGAAUCCAUCUUUGUCCACAUGGGUGAAGCGCCAAAGACGACAGAAAAAACUGUUUUGGAGUGGCUCAAAGAGCACCAUGACGAUGGAACGAUUCAGUGCCCUAAACAAGCUCGGAUUCAGCUGGGAGAUCAAGACUAAGAAGAACAAGAUCCAAGGAGCCAGACAACAACACAUACACUCUAUGGCAGUACUACCUACAAGCUGA
Cylindrotheca closterium is the source of this 1233-nucleotide messenger RNA. Lineage: Eukaryota; Bacillariophyta; Bacillariophyceae; Bacillariales; Bacillariaceae. The record is from the annotation of a GenBank genome assembly.